CCAACCAAAGAUGGAUUCGUACGAAACGCACGCAAAGAGACGUUUGAAUCGGACGAUUGCAAUGACAUCGACUCCAUUAACCAUUGCGAACACGAAAUCAAUCAAAACAUAUCAUUAAAUCAAUUCAAGAAAAUUCUGUGGAAUUUAUCACGAAAUCACUUAGAAAUGAAUGACUGGAAAAGAUUGGCUCGUUUUUGGGACUUUACUGACGAACAGAUCAAAGCCAUUGAACACCAAUACACUGGAAAGACUAGCUAUAAGGAGCACGGCUAUCGGAUGAUGAUUAUAUGGCUCCACUCACUGCCCCCCUCUAAGAACCCAUUCAACGAGCUCUACGACGCCCUCAUUGCCAUCAAUAGAAAAGAAAUUGCCGAGAAAGUACGGAAGAAAGCAGAGGAGGGAAACAUAUUUCGGUCGCAACGCUUCGGGUGUCAGUGUUUGCCCGGAAUCCCGGCCUCCCUUUGCCACUACUGUUGCAUAUCUUAGAAACUAAUUGUCAUUACUAUUA
Molecule: messenger RNA, 508 nt
Organism: Oppiella nova
Lineage: Eukaryota; Metazoa; Arthropoda; Arachnida; Sarcoptiformes; Oppiidae
Source: the annotation of a GenBank genome assembly